Messenger RNA from Aspergillus caelatus, 2253 nucleotides. RefSeq lists its product as uncharacterized. Lineage: Eukaryota; Fungi; Ascomycota; Eurotiomycetes; Eurotiales; Aspergillaceae. Bases 1 to 2253 code for a protein of 750 amino acids. The transcript has 2 exons. The record is from RefSeq and is a predicted model, not a curated record.
AUGUGCCCCGCAAUGUCUCUCAGUGCAGGUGAUCAUCUGAGGAGAUCUAGAUCAACUCGCUCCAUCCGAAGGAGCCACCAAAUGUCGGUAUCUAGUGAGCCAUUUGAUCCAGAAAUCGCCAAACAACACGCAACCGUCGCGGCAUCUUUGGCCAUGCGGCGCUCUACAGAGCGAUCUUCUACGGACUCUCAACGCUCUUAUGAUCGCUUGGGUGGUCCUGGUAGCAUGGCGGUACCGCAGAGAAGAAAUAGACCAAGCGGUGACACUGAAAAUUCGGACACUGCUUUGACUGCUACUCAAACACAGCUCCGGCCUUUAACUGUGAGUGAUUCAGAAGAAAAUAACAAUCCUCAGCUUUCGCCCGCAGCGCUGCCGCCAAUUCGUGAAUUCGGUGGUCUAGAUGGCCGCAAUUCUUCUCUACCCUCUUCAUACCGCCGGCUGCGCAAGUCACGGUCAAUGUUUGCAGGCGGACAACAUUAUUCUCGUAUGUCUUAUGGAGCACCUUCUCGGUUACAUGCCAUGUCCCAGGGAAAAGCGCGCUCAUUAUCCUCAUCUAUCAGGAGGGGUAUCAAGAAAGUCCUCGGGCUAUCGAAACCUGUUGCAGAGAAUAGCCAAGUACAAAUCUCACCCGUUGGCCAGGCACAGAGCCAGGUGCUAUCGACAACAUCUAAGGAUGACGAUUAUCCCUCUAGGAAUGAUCGGAAUUCGGUUUAUGCCGAUAGGCCUGCUAGUACUGAUCGUUCUCAGACGGUCCCAAGUAUCCGUAGUUCAGAGAGUCUUGCAACCAGCCGCUCGCGUGUUACAAGCUGGGCUGAUUCAACCGUAGCCAAUACUAUCGUAACGCGCAAAACAGGCGAACAGAGCCAUCUGUCUAUCAUCAACGAACAAGGCGAUUUGGGCCCGAAUCCUUUAUUACUCACCCCAAGCAACUCCCCUAGACAGGUGUUUCCAUCCUCUUCAGAACCAGCCAUGCCAGAGCAUUCCAUUGAUAGCCAACGCCUGUAUGCUGCUCUGAUGAGGCAGAUCGGGCAGAACUAUGCACAGGAUACGGAAGAAGAAAUUGUCCUUGGACAAGUCCGAGAACAUCGUGCUAUUCCAACACGGGCAUCGUCUCUGCAUCCUCGGGCUCCCAGUAACGAAUUGUUUACAACUCCAAGGUCAUAUGCAACAGCCCCUGAUGGCACGGUAACCCCCCAGAAGUGCUCGACUAUGCUCGGUAGUCAAAGUGCCCUAGAUAACGAUGCUCAAAGUAUAUAUGAUGCUGGGUCUCCGACAUUGGAUACGCCUGAUUCUCCUAGCAUCUACUCAAGAACCACCAGUGGCAAUUCCCCGAUCACUGAAAACCAUAGUGAUGAGCUAGGGGUAGCUACAAUCUUUGAAAGCCAGAGAUCAGCAUACAGAUCCCCUAAGCGAACCCCUGAUCUCCCGGAAUCCCAAAUUCAACAGCGGCCAAGUGCCGACUGGCAGCAAUGGAUGCAGUCGCAAAUGGCAAGGAUCGAGAAUCUCACGCCGACAAAAGAGCAUUAUAAAGAAAAUGCGCAAAUCUACGACGAUGCGCCUAAACUGCCGCGGCGGCUUCUAUCCCGAGAGCAGAGGGGUGACAACGACACUUUGGUGCCUCAACAGGAGGAUUCAGAUCAUGAUCGCUUUUUUUCGAGUAAAGAGCCAAUGACAGCUUGUAAGAUCGGGACCGGGAAUAAUUUCUCUAGGCCGUUCAGUCGGUCUCCAAGUGUACGCACAAUGGUGACAGCUUCAAAAGAGCAUGGACUGGCUACUGCUCCCCCGUUUUCGAUUCCUACAUCAGUCUCCACUAACAUUGGUGGGUCAUCUUUUACCGUUGGUCGGAUCCGCGCACGGCUUGACCAGCAUGCAUCGUUGCCCAUGCAGUCAAGGCCGAUCAACAGGCCCCGGAUGCCAGAAUCUCCCACGCCUAAGAGAGAAGCUAGAGAACUGUCACAGCGAUUGACCCAAAACGGCAAGUAUGGUGGAUCUUCCGCCAAAUGGUCCCAAGCCCAAGAUACAGGGCCCGUGCCUUUUCGACUUAGCCGUCAUCGUGAUAGCACCAGAUUUACCAAUGAGAACAUACGGGCUGAUAACCGACAUGUCGACGGCAUUGAACGAUACCCAUCGUCCCAAGGCACCUACUCGCCCAUGUCGAGCAAACGCAUGGUGGAAAUGUUUCUUAACAGCCGGCGUCGACAGAUGGGCAUGGAGAUGUCAGACGACAGUGUUCCGGGCGAAGCAUUUCUCUAG